UUUUUUUUUUAAUAUAAUAGUAAUUUAUAGGUUUUGUCAAAUUACAAUUUUAUCCCACGUUUAAAAUUACGAUUAUACCCCCGGUUAAAAAUUAAAUUUGUCUUUUGCCCCUGCCUAAAUUUACGACUUCGCCCUCAAGUAAAAAAAAUACGAUUUCCCCCCAGUUCUAAAUAAAAUUAUGCUUUUUGCCCCAGCUAGAGUCCUGCCAGAUUUUGAUUUGGUUCCCAGUUUAAAAUUACGAGUUCGCCCCCUGUUCAAAAUAAAAUUUUGGUUUUGCCCCCAGCUAAAAGUUACGAUUUUGUCAUCAGUUAAAAAAUUACGAUUUUACCCCGUGAAUAGUUCAGUUAGGUGGUUGGCCAAAAGUGGCGGCCACCUUUUUUUUAGCAUAUAAUAGUUAUUAAUAGGUCCAGCCAAAUUACAAUUUUAUCCCAAGUUUAUAAUUACGAUUUUGCCCCCGGUUCAAAAUAUAAAUUUUGUUUUGGCCCCCGCCUAAAUUUACGAUUUUGCCCUCAGUUAAAAACAUACGACUUUGCCCCAGUUUAAAAUAAAAUUAUGGUUUUGCCCCCAGCUAGAGUCCUGCCAAAUUAUUAUUUGGUUCCCAGUAUAAAAUUACGAUUUCACCCCAGUUCAAAAUAAAAUUUUGGUUUUGCCCUAGCUAAAAAUUACGAUGUUGCCCUCAGUUAAAAAAAUACGAUUUGCCCCCAAUUUUAAAUAAAAAAAUGGUUUUGCCAUCAGUUCAAAAUGUUAUUUCACCUCCAUUUUUAAAUUACGAUUUAUUCCAGCUAAAAAUUGCAAUCUUGCCAUUAAUUUUUUUUUGAGCAAAACUAUGGUAGUGUUUUAUUUUACUUGGUUGACUCAAUUUAGUUUUUGUUCGUGCCAAACAGCUGUCUAGUACUCGCUAAUUGGUCCUGAUAAAUUAUUGUUUUGCCCCCAACUCUAAAUUACAUGCUUGCCAUCUUUUUUUUUUUAAUUUUUUUUAUCAUAACUAUGGUAGUUUUUUGUUUAAUUGGUUGGCUCGAUGUAUUUUUUUGAGAUCGUGUUAUAAAUAGCAUGUAUAACUAACCGAAAUAAAGACGUACAUAUUAUUAAACUAAGAAAUAUUCGGUUUAACACCCCGCAACACGUACGGUGCAUUAAUCUAGUCAAAUACAAAAAGGUAAAUUUAACAAACUAUGGACCAAUCAAAUGGGGUCCUCAGCCUCUUCUUCCCCAUAAAAAAUAAGCAUUCUGACCAUCACACCGUCCAUCACCAUGAUCAUCUAGUCUACCCUCCCCCCUUCUUUACCUCACGUUUUCUUGAUUUUUUAUUUAUUUACCUUUUCUCACAUAUCUUCUCCACCUAAUGCCUAUUUAAUAAACCCACAUGCUGGAACAUGUUUAUUAUCAUUUCCCACAAAACCCUCUUAAAAAAAAAAUCAGUCUUGAUUCAGUUUGAUCAACUUACAUGAUAUGGGUGCUUGCUUUUCAACCAUCAAGAUCAGUGGCUCUAACAGCAACAAUGGAAAGCCUGAUGAAUUAAAGGAGAAGAUCCACAUUGAUGAGAAACAGGUGAACAAUAAUAAUAAGAAUAAGAGGAAAGAAAAGUUUUGUUCAAGAAAAGGGGUGAAUUCUUGUGGGAAAAGAAGAGAUUUUGGGUAUCUUAAAGAUUUUGAUGAGAGUUAUACUAUUGGGAAAUUGUUGGGACAUGGUCAAUUUGGGUAUACAUAUGUUGCUGUUGAUAAAGGUAAUGGAGAUCGUGUGGCUGUCAAGAAAAUUGACAAAAAUAAGAUGACACAUCCGGCUUCUGUGGAAGACGUUAAAAGAGAAGUAAAGAUAUUGCAAGCUUUAAGUGGUCACGAAAAUGUGGUUCAGUUUUACAAUGCCUAUGAAGAUAGCUCCUAUGUGUAUAUAGUUAUGGAGUUAUGUGAGGGUGGUGAGCUGUUAGACCGGAUUCUAGCUAAGAAAGAUAGCUGUUACUCAGAGAAAGAUGCAGCGAUUAUUGUGCGUCAAAUGCUUAAAGUUGCCGCAGAAUGCCAUUUACGUGGUUUGGUACACCGUGACAUGAAACCGGAGAAUUUUCUUUUCAAGUCACGUGAAGACGAUUCACAAUUAAAGGCUGUAGAUUUUGGUCUAUCAGACUUUAUAAGACCAGGAAAGAAGUUUACUGAUAUGGUUGGUAGUGCAUACUAUGUUGCUCCUGAAGUAUUGAAACGUAAAUCAGGGCCCGAAUCCGAUGUUUGGAGCAUAGGCGUUAUCACAUACAUUCUACUAUGUGGUCGUCGCCCUUUUUGGGAUAAGUCUGAAAAUGGCAUUUUUAAAGAGGUGUUAAGAAACAAACCAGAUUUUCGACGCAAACCAUGGUCAAACAUUAGCCCGAGUGCCAAAGAUUUUGUAAAGAAAUUGCUUGUGAAAGAUCCUCGUACAAGACUUACUGCUGCUCAAGCCCUGUCGCACCCGUGGGUUCGAGAAGGUGGAAAUGCUUCUGAAAUUCCCCUUGACAUUUCCGUUCUAUCCAACAUGCGUGAAUUUGUGAAAUACAGUCGCCUAAAACAAUUUGCUCUACGGGCUUUGGCUAGCACACUCAAUGAAGAGGAACUAUCGGAUCUCAAAGAUCAGUUUUAUGCAAUUGACGUCGAUAAAAAUGGCGCUAUUAGCCUUGAGGAAAUGAAAGAGGCGCUUGCUAAAGAUCUUCCUUGGAAGAUGAAAGAAUCGCGUGUUUUAGAGAUACUAAAAGCAAUGGAUAGUAACAAAGACGGGUUUGUUGACUUCAUGGAAUUUGUUGCAGCUACUCUUCAUGUUCAUCAGUUGGAAGAUCAAGACUCCGAAAAAUGGCUACAUUUAUCACAGUCGGCUUUUGAGAAAUUUGAUGUUGACGGGGAUGGAUAUAUAACUCCAGAAGAGCUUAGAAUGCAUACGGGCUUGAAGGGUUCUAUAGAACCACUUCUGGAAGAAGCUGAUAUAGACAAAGAUGGUAAGAUUAGUUUGUCCGAGUUUCGUAGGCUGUUAAGAACCGCAAGCAUGGAUUCGGGGAUAAUCACAUAGAGACUAUAUAAAACAAUGGCAUGGACGUUCUCAAAAGUGCGGUGAAGAAAGCGUUAGUCUCCCAAACAGUCGACAUUUUAGUCUCCAUGGAGGUCGAGUUUGGGGGUUUCCAGUUUCUUUAGUUACAGAAGAAAACUUAUGACAAGAUACAGUAAAGAUUCUUUUUAUUUGCAGGUAUUGUGUGUAAAAUGUUGGUCUGUGUAAUUUUUUUUCAUGCUUGCAUGUUUUUCAUUUUGUAUUUAAAACCCUCAUGUUGGCCAAUAUGGAGCAUAAUAUCUGUUUUCGCAUGUUUAAUACCGCGACUUAAUGAUAUGAAAAGAAAACAUGCUUUUA
Messenger RNA from Helianthus annuus (common sunflower), 3354 nucleotides. Its product is annotated as calcium-dependent protein kinase 18-like. The coding region runs from base 1450 to 3021 and encodes 523 amino acids. Gene Ontology annotation, biological process: protein autophosphorylation; intracellular signal transduction; peptidyl-serine phosphorylation. The transcript has 12 exons. The record is from RefSeq and is a predicted model, not a curated record. Gene Ontology annotation, molecular function: ATP binding; calcium/calmodulin-dependent protein kinase activity; calmodulin binding. Lineage: Eukaryota; Viridiplantae; Streptophyta; Magnoliopsida; Asterales; Asteraceae. Gene Ontology annotation, cellular component: cytoplasm; nucleus.